AUGGCAGAAGAUCUGGGGAGGAGGCUGCUGAUGGAGAUUGAGCAGGUGCGGUUUGACGAGAUAUCCCAGGUACUCCAUCUGGGCCGCAAGGGCGAGAAGUCUUACUUUGGACUUCCACAACUCGACCGCGUGCUCACAAUCGUGGAGCAAACCAAGCGAAAUGCUAACACGACUAUGAUCGCCCAACCGAUCAUCGAACUCACUUCCACUGCACCAGGAGGUGGUAAGACGCACCUACUGUACUACCUCACCGCUAUCGCUGCACUGCCUUCUAAUCUCGGAGGCCUUGACAGCUGCGCCGUCAUCUUCGACACCGAUAACGCCUUCUGCGUCCCACGACUAGCCCAACAGAUCGAGCUCCUUGCCCGCAACAAGAUCCCAGACAUCAGCUCCGAAAACCUCGAUGCACUUCUUCUGGAAGCACUAAAGCACGUCCACAUCUUCUACCCUCAAUCCCUCGCCUCCCUCACCGACACCCUGACGGCUCUGCCAGACUAUCUCCUCGACAAAAGCAGGCACUACUCUUUCAGCCGGCGCGUGGCCUUCCUAGCCUUGGACUCAGCAUCCGCAUUCCACUGGCCCGCCAGAGCAGCUGAGGAGACUGCUGCCCUCCUUGCCAAGACAAAUGCCACCACCACAAGCAGCGAACUAUCGGAGCCAGGCUAUACCCAACUUACAGCCGCACUGAGGACCGCGACAUCAACGCUGCAAACCCCAGCGCUCCUCACCUCCUGGCAUCUUGGGCCUCAGCCUCCCCCGACCAACUCCCACAACACCUCUGAAUCGCCCUCCUUCCGACCAAGCCUUCAAGCUCCACUAUCUCAGCUUCCCACUCUCCGCUUCCUGGUCCGGAGGCUAGCAGUGCGCACGUUUCCAGCUGGGAUCAGUAUAGAGGAAGCUCUGCGCGAAGCUCCCGAUCGGCGGAAAGCGGUGGAAGACGGGAGAUUCGAGUGUGGGAUCAACGCGUGGGGAAUUGAAGAGCGGCUGCUCGCUAAGCUGAAGAAGGACGAUGGGGGUUUCGGCUUUCGGGUCUUACGUGAGGGGCUGGUAAUGGACUAG
Molecule: messenger RNA, 1059 nt
Organism: Recurvomyces mirabilis
Lineage: Eukaryota; Fungi; Ascomycota; Dothideomycetes; Mycosphaerellales; Teratosphaeriaceae
Exons: 2
Coding region: 1-1059 (352 amino acids)
Biological process (GO): double-strand break repair via homologous recombination; DNA strand invasion
Cellular component (GO): centrosome; replication fork; Rad51B-Rad51C-Rad51D-XRCC2 complex
Molecular function (GO): four-way junction DNA binding
Source: RefSeq, a predicted model, not a curated record